AUGGACCCCGGGGGCCCCCCUGUUGGUUACGAAGGCCCUUCUGCAGCUGGCGGAGUGGAGGGCGAGUCUCGGCCUCUGCAUGGGGCCCCUCGCGGGGGCCCUCGAGGGGCCCCCGCCGGGGCUUCUUGCAGGGGCCCCCCGGGAUUUGGGGGUGUCCGUGGGCCCCCUGCGGUGCCCCAGACCCUCUCCGAGGGCCCCUUCUACCUGGGAAUGCAGGACUUUAGCUGCUAUACCCUCUUGGGGCGCACGAGGGCCCUGGGGCCCCUGGCGGGGGAGGCUGAGGCUGCAGUCUUGGAGGGGGCCUCUCGGAUCCUCCGGGGGUACCGGCGGCGAGUCAGCGAAAUGCAGCAGCGCCGGAGGCAACGGGCCCGAUUUUCCAGCAGCCAAGGGGCCCCCUGGAGGCCCCACGGGGGCCCCCAGGCUGAGGGUCUUCCGGGGCACCGUGGGGCCCCCUUGGCUUCUUACGAGCAGGAGCUGACGGGGGCCCCUGGGGACUUCGCAGCCCCAGCCAACAGACUCGAGACCCUCCCCGGGGGCCCCCAGAGGCACUGGGGGCCCCAGGGAGAGCUGCUGCAGCUGCCUCUGGGGCUCUCAGGAGUGGAGAUGGUCGCGGAGACUCAUGUCUGCUUUUGUCUGUCCCGUCUGUUGGUGUCGAGUGUCUCUUCUUGUUCUUUGCGCAGCUCAGCCUGGCCCUCUCAGAGUCUCGAGCGUCUGAGCUGCUGCGGCCCUUUUCCUGGGGAAAAGAGGCAGGCCGAGGGGGCCCCCAGGGACCCCCUGGGGCCCCUGAGGCUGCCUAGCUUUGGGGAUGGAGAUGCCUCUGGGGCUGCCUCGGAGGCCCAGUGGGUGUCUUCUCGGCCGCGGGCUUCGCCGAACUUGGAAGGCCAAGAUGGCAGCCCCGAAGCCUUGGCCCAGCAGCAGCAGCAGCAGCAGCAGCAGCAGCAGCAGCAGCAGCAGCAGCAGCCUGUGCGUUACCCCGGCGGCGCCCCGCGAGAAGGCCCACAGAGCCUCUCCCAUCCCCUUGCAGAGCCCGCAGACUUGCAAAGGCUGCUGCGGCUUUUUGUCGGGAGAGAAAGGCAGCUGCGGAGCAUUUUGCUGCGUUCAAGGGGCCCCAUGGGGGAGGGGAGGCCCCCAGAGGUCUCCAGCAGGCGGCAGCAGCCGUCUUCGCCAGCUGAAGCAGCAGCAGCAGCAGCAGCAGCAGCGGCAACGGCGGCAGCAGCAGCAACAGCAGCCGAUGCGCCUGAUGACCCAGGCGCCUUGUUCCUUGAGUGGCUUUCUCCGCAGCCUCUGCUGAUUCCUGAGCAGGGUGCUGCCGCAAUUGCUUCCAAGUUCCUUGCAGCUGGGGCUUCCCCCGAGACAGCAGCAGCAGCAGCAGUAGCAGCAGCAGGGGGGCCCCCCCCCAUCCUCGAGGACUGCUUGGCUGCGUCAGUGGGCAAGACGGGGGCCCCCGUGCCUGCCUGCGCAGUGCCGCGGGCGCUGCUGCCUCUGCAGCAGCGGCUCAGCAGCAUUUUUGGGGCAGCAGCUUCGCUGGGGGCCCUCGAGAGCAGCAGAGAAAGCAGCAAAGAAGCAGCAGAAGCGGGGCUGGGGGCCUGGGCCCUGGCGGAGGAGUCGCCGGCCUCUUCGAAGUCUUUGGGGGCCCUUUGGGGCCUCCAGGAGAGCCAGAGAAGCUUCGAAAGGCCCGGAGAAGCAGCAGCAGCUGCUUGGGACUUGUUGGUGGACAGUGUGGGCCACCAGCCGGGGGCCCCUGGGCGGCGCCCGCUGUGGGCCUGGCAGACGCUGGAGAUGCACCUGCAGCAGCAGCUGCAGCAGCAGCUGCUGCAGCCCGCGCACUUAAUCGACUGCCUCCGGGGGGCAAAGGCCAGACUCCUCAGGGGCCUCCCCCCAGCCUUCGGGGGCCCCUGCCAGGCCCGCAAUGCUGCAGAAGCUGCGGAGGCCCUUCAGGGGCCCAGCUACUGCAGGGGUUCUGCUGCUUACUGCGAAAUGGGGACUUUGCUGCGCACGCUGCUGCAGGUGGCUCGCCGGCAGGUGCGGCCGCGCGUGCAGCAGCAGCAGCAGCAGCUGCUGCUGCUGCAGCCGGCGCGCAGAGGCGCGCUGCAGCUCGAAGAGCAACACAGUAGUGGCCGCGAGGCCCUGGGGGAAUCUUCAGACAUUAAAGAAACACUGGCCCUGGAGGCUGUGGCCCAGGCCCUAGAUGGCCUUUUGCUGCUGGCCAUCCACGGGAGCACUUUGACUUGUCUUUUGGAGUUCCUUCUGACUCUCAUGGAGACUGUCGACUACUUGCAGCAGGGAGACGAUGGCUGCCCGCAAAGCAGCAGCAGCAGCAGCAGCAGCAGCAGCAGCAGCAGGGCCGCGGAGGAGGCGCUGCUGGCGCAGGAGCCCAGGUUUGCGUUCCCCUCUCUGGACGCGCUGGAGCUGCUGGCUGUGCAGUCGCGCUGCUGGUUUGCUGCUCCUUCGGAUGGCCACAGAACUUAUGUUGUGGGGUGCAAGAGGGGCCCCCCGGGGUCCUGCGAGGGUUCUUUGCCAGUGCUUUCCAACUCUUUGGGGACUUCGGGGGCCUCCAUAACUCAGCUGCAGCUGCUGCUUCCGGGGGCCUCCAGCUGCUGCUCCGCCGAGGGCUCCGCCUUCGCCGCUGCAGACGGCCAGGGGGCCCCCAGGGGCCCCGACGGGGCUGCAUGCAUGCUGCUGGAGUUCCUCUAUGGCAACGAGCGCCUCAUAAGGCUCCACAAAGACAGAGGCAGGGGCAGUCUGGGGGCAGCAGGCAGCAGCACUGACGAGGGCGAGGCCCUUUUGCUGUACAUUGAGGCCUCCGAGGCGGCGCUGGCGGUGUGGGCCCGCGAGGGGGGCCCCCCGGGGGCCCCCGGGGCCUCGGGGGCCCCCGGGGCCCCCGCGGAGGGCGUUUCUCCCGCGAGACUCAGCGGCGGCGUGGCAGUGGAGACGGGAGACAGCCAGAAGGCCCUGGUGGCGCUCUUUGACUUGAGAGGAGAAAGGAAACUGACUUUGGAGCUGCUGGUAGACAGAGGGGCCCUGCAGCCGAAGCUGCUGGAGGCAGCAGAAGAAAUGGAAGCAGCAGCAGAGGCCCACAGGGGGGCCCCCGUGCGGGGCGCUGUUGUAGACAGAGUCAUGGGGCUGGUGCAGCAGCCGAUGGAGGAGCUGGUGCUCUUCAUUAAUGGAAAACGUCUUUGCUGCAUUCCCCUCCCGGGGCCCCCCUGUGUGCCCCCGGCCCUGCAGGCGAGGCCCAAGCAGCUGCUGCUGCGGGCCCAGCUCGAGGGGGGGGCCCUUUUGAUAUCCCCUCCUUCUCCCACUUAUUCGCGACCCUUCGUGGACGAGCUGAGGGCCCGUUCGGUGAUCUCGGGGGCCCCCGGGAGCGACCCUAUGGGCCCCGCGGGGGGCCUCGCGAGCUCCAGCAGCAGCAGCAGCAGCAGCGGCAGCAACCUGCUGUCGCUGGAGCGGCUGCUGCAGCUCAGCUGCGAGGCCGUGCACCGCCUCUGUCUGAGGGCCGAGGCUGAGGGGCUGCUGCACAGCAGCAGCAGCAACGAGCAGCAGCAAACGGGCCGCGGACUUGUGGGUAUGGAAGAGCCUCUUUCGGGGGCCCACAAAGUUGUGGCUUCGGGGGACUUUCCAGCAGUGGAAGCAGCUUUGCGGCUGCUGGAGCACCAGCAGCACCUGUGGCAGCAGCAGAGCCGGGCUCGCCGGCCCUGCGGGAAGCCAACCCAGCAGCAGCAGCAGCAGCAGCAGCAGGAGGGGCCGAAGAAGCAGCAGCGGCCGGAAGAGAAGGAGCAGCAGCAGCGUGGGGAGCAGCAGCACUCGGACAGGCUGAGCUGCAGGUCUUCCAGCCUGGACUCUGUUGUGCAUUCCGUGUCUUCUUCUUCUUCAUCUGUCAGCUGGGCAGCCGCCAGCACUGCUGCCACAGACCCUAGUUUAGGGUUUGCUGCUGGCAAGGGCUGCUCGCCCAGCCAGGGGCCCCUGACGGGAGGCCCCGGCAGCCCCAGCAGCACGCGGCUAGAGCUGCCGCGGGGGGCUGAGGAGGCCCUGGGGUUUGCUGCUGCGCAGCCCCCGGCGCAGGCGCCGGGAGCCUUCGCCGACGCAGCAGCUGCUGCUGCUGCUGCUGCUGCUGCUGCGGAAGCGGGAGCAGCAGCAGCGCUGCUGCUGCCGGCGCCAGAGAGGGCGACGGCGAUUGCAGUACAGCAGCAGUGGCGGGGGCGCGCGGAGUGUAUGUACAGCGUGCUGGGGACCUUGAGGCUGCUGCUAAGCCCCAGGCAUGGGGCUUUGCGGGGCCGCAUGGAGCUGCUGGCUUCUGUGGGGCCGCGGCUGCUGCGGAGUUUCCUGUACUACUUCUGCAUUGCGCCGCCUGCUGCAGGCUGCUGCUGCUGCAGCAGCUGCAGCGCGAGAGCCGCGGGAGACCCAGCGCUGGUCCAGGCCCUCUUCGACGCCCAGGGGGCCAGCUGGCUUCUUAAGAGAGGAGUAACUGCAACACUUGCUGCUGCCACCCCCGAGAAUCUGCGCGUGCUGCUGAGCAGCGCGCGGCCGCAGACGCUGCUGCUGCUGCUGCUGGCCCUCAGCAGACCCCGCCCGCAGCAGGAAGCCUUCGCUGCUGCCCUGCUGCAGGUCUUGGAGGAAAGCAAAACUGGCAAAGUGCUGGUCUUGCGGCUUCUGCACGAGACCCGGGCCGUCUGGCCCAGGCGGGGGGCCCCCCCGGGGGCCCCGGGGGGCGGCGAGGAGGGGCCCCCACACGAAAGUGCAGCGGCGGAGCUGCUGCCGGGCUGCCAGUUCCAGCUGGAGGCGGCGGGGGGCCCCCUGGGAGAGCUGCAGCUGGGCCCGCUGCCCGCGGGGGGCCCCCCGGAAGCCCCGGCUGGGGGCCCCAUCUCUGCAGACGCGCUGGCAGCAGAAGAUGGGGGGACUCAUAUCCUCGAAAGUCUGGGCAUUCGCUCUUGUGGCCUGAGGGCUGUUGGGGCUGCAAGCUCUGCAGCAGCAAGAGUGGGGGAGAGCGACUGGGGGGAGCGCUGCGGGGUUUUCGCCAGGAGGCGCUACAAGCACAGCCGGCUGCAGCAGCAGCGGCAGCAGCAGCAGCAGCAGCAACUCCCCAGCCUGGGCACUGACCCCGGUGCACUGCAGGGCGCGUGUGACAGCCUGUCUUCUCUCCAGGGCAGCGGCUUUUGGCCCUUUCUUUCUUGCCUUCUCAGGAUGACGGAGACACAGCUGAAGGGAGCCCUUGAGGGUUCUUCUGGGGUCCGUUUCUCUUUCGAGUCCCUGUUUGCAGCGCCGGCUGCUGAGCAGCAAACUUGCUGCGCAGGCAGCAGCAGCAGCAGCAGCAGCCGGUCCGCAGCAAGCCCCCGGCCCCCUGUCUGCAGCGCCUGGGGCCCCUGCUGCAGCAAUGGCCUCUGCGGGGGGGCCUCCAAGCCCCUCCAUGGCUCCCCAGGCUUCACUCUGGGAGUCAUAGCAAAUCCCCGGCUUGUGGGGCUGCCCACAGGAGCAGCAACUGGCGGCGAGGGCUGCGCCUGUGUGGAGAUGCACCGGCCCUCCUUGUGGAUCCCGCUGCAGCACCGUCUGCAGCAACUGCACGAUGCACUGUACCGCAGAGAAGACCCUCUUGCUGCAGUUCGGGGGCCCCCCAAGGGCCUCCUGGAGGACUCGCUCGCAGCCGGCACAGGCAGCAGCAGCAGCAGCAGCAGCAACCCGGCUGCGCGCGUCGCUGCGCACCUGGCGAGGCAGGCAGCGGAGCUGUGGCUCUCGUGGCUGCUGCGGCGGCUGCAGCCGCGGCGAGGGGGCCCCCUGGGCCUCGGGGUGAAGUUCGGCGAAGGCCGGAGGGGCCCCAGUGAAGCAGCAGACCCAGCUGUGGGGUCCCCCGCAGCCCUCUCCGGGGGCUCCCCCCUGGCCCAGCCCUUGCUGGGGGCCUUCCCCACACUGCAGCAGGACUGGCUGCGGGCCAUGUGGAGCCCCAGCGCGUGUGGGCAGCGCCCGCAGCAGCUGCUGUUUGGGGGCAGCCUGCUGGCCCGGGACAUGAAGGCCCGAAUGUCUGCAGCAGCAACUUGUGUCUGCUUGGAGGAACUCUUCAUGGCUGCUCUCCGCACAGCCAACAGUCUACUUUGCAUCAUUUCCGACAAAGUUUCCAUGGGGGCCCCGGGCGUGGCUGCGUUGGUGGAGGGGGCUGGGGCUGGCGCGGAAGACCUCGCGGGCCAGCAGCGCGUGGCUGCCUUGGCAGCAGCAGCAGCAGCUGCUGCUGCUGCUGCAGACCCAGCUGCCCUCGCGGAAACCUGCGGGGCCUGCACGCUGCAGGCCUGCUGCCUCAUGGGCCCCAUGGGGACUCCGGGGCCCACUUUGCUUCAGGGCUGCGCCUUCCUUGGGGGGGGGGUUGUGCCGCUGCUGACAUUUCUGACCCCUCUGCUGCAGCGGCUCGUGGUGCUCGCGGAGGAGAGCGACCCCACAAGAAGCAGCAGCAGCAGCAGCAGCAAAGCGGGCCGGGCCCUUGUGGGGCUCCCGGAAGGGACGGCGGAAGCUGCGGCGCAGGUCGUGGGCGCUGUGCUGCGGCUGUGGCCCAGCAUCCUGCAGCUGGCAGUGCGCAGUUUGCUGCUGCUGCGGCAGCUGAACUCGUGCGUGUCCGAAGACACAGCAAGAGGCUGCCUCCACCCGCUGGUGCAGCAGCUGCUGGGGAUCGUCUCCACCACCUCCAGCACUUUGAAGCUGCUCAGUAGCUUCCCCCCUCUCCUGGCCAAGCUGGACCUUUCCCACGCAGCCUCGGGGGCCCCACAGGGGCAGCCAGACGCAGCAGCAGCAAAGGCCCUCGAGUCUCUGCCGCCCCUGCUGGUCAAGGGGGCCCGCUAUGUGGCGGCCCAAGAAGGCCACCCUUUGAGGCCCCUCGAAGAUGCCCUCAGGUCCAGCGUUUUGCUGCUGCUAGACUGUUCUCCCCGGGUCUUUGAGCUCCAGAGAAUCAACGACAUCCCCCUGCCUUGCGCCAUACAGGACUUUCUGGCGGCGACGCAGCGCCUCCCGGGGGCCCCCAGCUGCCCCCAGGGGCCCCCGGGGCCCCCGGGGCCCCCAGGGCCCCCGGGGCCCCCGGAGCCCCCGGGGCCCCCAGGGCCCCCGGGGACCCAGCUACCCCUGAAGGCUCUCCAGGCCCACAGUCCUGGGGAGCUCAUCAAAGGGCUCACUCUCGAGUGCCGAGACCUCCAAAGUUCAGAACUUGGCAGCUUCGCGGGCUGCGGGGCUGACGCUGCAGCUGCCGACGCUCUAAGAGCUGUGGCUGCAGCACGGAGACCCCCUGGGUCUUUUCCGCUGGGAGUGAGCCACCGCGUGGGGCCCUCGGUAUGGCAGGGGGAGCAUUCUGCUGCUGCAGCAGCAGCAGCAGGGGACACGGGGUCGCAGGGCAACUGCUGCCCCUCGCUGUUGCGGCUGCUGCAGGGCGACGGCGAAGAAGCGGAGUUCGGGCAGCACUUCGCGGGCUUCCACCCGCGAGUUGCUGCAGUGCAGCGGGCAAUUGGGGCAGCUCUGCUGCACCUGCUGGGGUACGAGGGGCCCCCGGGCCCCGAGGGCGGGCCGGGCUGCGGGGACCGGCAGGGGGAAGAGACGGAGGCCCUUUUGAACUUGGUGUCUUCUUUGGCGAGAAGAGCUGUGAUGCAGCUUCUGGAGAAGUGGCAGCGGAAGAGAGCAGAGCACGGAGCCAGCAAGGAAGCAGCAGCAGCUGCUGCAGCAGAGGCCGACUGCAGCAGCCCCACGCCCCUGGCCUUCUCGGACUCCGACGAAUCCUGCGGCGGCGACGCAGCAAGCAGCAGCUCGCCCGUGAGUUCCUCCAAGGCCGAGCGGCAGCAGCACUUGCGGCGCGCAGAAGAAGCCCGGGAGAUUGUGUCUCGCUGCAAGUGGCUGCUGACUUGCUACCCCCGGGGCCUCGCGGGGCCCCACAGGCUGCUGCUGUUUCGCCGCUGGGGCCGCCAAAUUGUGGGCUGCCACCGCCUGGGGGCUGCAGCCCGCGAGGAGGCGGAGGCCCUCAGCCGCGGGCUCAGCUGCCCGGACUUGGUGGAGGGCUCUGGGGGUGCGGCGCGGCAGCAGCUGGGCUGGGCGCAGGGGCAGGCCCAGCCGCGCCCGCGGCGCGCGGCCUGCGCGGGCCUGCAGCAGCAGCAGCAGCAGCAGCAGCAGCGGGUCGAGAUCUCCACGGACCCCGGAGGCCGCGCGCACCUCGCUGCUCAGGACCCAGUUCGAAAACCCUUCCGGGGAGGCAGCGGACUCCCCGCCAGCCUCAGCGUUGCCCGCAGUGUGUACUUGCUGAAGCGUUUUCUGCGCAGCGGCAGCCGCCGCAACAGGCGCAGCGCCUCGCAGCCGUGGGGCCCCGGGGCGCGCACGGCGUCUGCAGCAGCAGCAGCAGCUGCUGCUGCUGCUGCCGGCGCAGGCAACUGGAACGCAGAGGGGGCGGGCAGGAGACUCCGGAACCGAAGAAGCAACGGCCUCCUGACCCUCCCGCCGAACCUCGUGGGGCUGCAGGGGCCCCAGCGGUGGCGCUGGGGGGCCCUCAAGAGGGCCAGCGAGCCUUCGAAGUCCUGGAAGUCCGAAGCCAGCGAAGGCGGCGUGGCGUCUCUAGUGAACUUCAUAAUAAACGGCGCCGACGUGCAGACCACGCGGCGGGUGCUGCUGGUGGAACAAAUGUCUUCGCUGAUUCGCUACGUCAUCCUGCGCAGCAUGAAGGCGCUGCUGGUUGCUGGCUUCUGCACUGCAGGGCUCUCUGCGCCUUCUUUGCUGGACGUGGGCACCCAGAGGUCCCAAGAAGGCCUCAUGUCUGCUGCUGCCACGCAGCGGCUGCUGCCAGUUUGCAGCCUCCGGCCCAGCCUGGGCAGCUCGGACUUGCUGGGGGAGGGCUCCACCGGCGCUCGCGAGAGCUUUGCUGUCCCCGCGGACUCUUCGAAGCAGCUCGCGGCCCGCAGCAGCAAAAGGUUCGACACAGCCCCGCCGGCUGCAUGCGCCGGGAGGGCCUACGGGGGGGCCCCCUCCGCCCCCUGCGGCCGCUUCUCCGGGGGCCUGCAGCAGGGGCUGCAGCAGGGGCUGCAGCAGGCGCUGCAGCCCUGCAGCACGGCCGACGGGGGCUUUGCGGGCGAGGGCCACGGGAGGGCCCUGGAGUCUGAGGGCAGCGACGUGAGCUGCAGAGACAUCAGCUGCACCACGGCGAGCUCCGAGGGCGGCAGCGCGCUGCAGCAGCUCGACGGCGGAGGCCGGCAGGCCCUGCGGUGGCCCCUCAUUGUGGAGCUGCUGCUGCCCCUGGCGGGGGCCCCCAGCGCGAGAGACAGCGGCGGCAGGGGGCCCCUGGCAAAGCCCCCCAGCGGCACAGCCAACAGAUACGCGGGCUGCCUCAUACUGCGGCUGCUUCACUCUUUGGGCGUGUCUUUGCUGGGCUCCAGCUCCGCCUUUGCUGCGCUGCAGAGAGAGGGCUUUUCCAAAGCAGCUGAGGGGGCAGCCGGCCUCAUGAGCACAGCAGCUUUCUGGAAGUUUCAGCCUUUUGCAGACGCGCUGCAGGCUUCUUUGGGAGAACUGGUUCGGAUUGUUUUCGAUCUGCACCUUCACCGCCACAUGGAAGACAUGAAGGCAAUGGCUUUUCCCGCGGCCGCGGGUGUCUUUACACUGCAUCCUGCGGACUGCUGCUGGAUGGACGCAGAGCUGCAGCUGCUGACGCUGCAGCUGUGUCUGGGCACAGAACCACUGGACCACAGCAGCUCGAUUGUGCUUUUCCUGCAGCACCUGCUGACUCUUGCGCACCCGGUGGCGCUGCGCCUGCUGUCAGCAGACCGGAGAAGCCGGGGCCUUUCUCUGGAGGCCUUUUUAGCGCGGGAAGUUACGGAGGAGAUGGCGCAUGCAUCGGGUUGCUGCCGCGGUUCGUCGGCGGAGGCGUUUGCUGCAGCAGCCGCUGCUGCUGCGACGAGCGGGAGAGGGGCGGCAGCCGCUGCCGCCGCCGCAGCAGCAGCAGCAGCAGCAGCUCAGCUGCCGUGGCAGGGCGAGAAGCUCCUGUUCAAGCACUUUCCGGGGUCUCUUUCUUCACUCGAAAGAUUCAGCUCGAGCCCCUCGCCCAGAGCCACCCACCUGCCGCUCGCUGCCGCUGUCACCCGCGUGGCCGUGCGCUGCUGCGACAGCCGCCGCUGGAGCUCCGACGGGGGCCUCAUUCGCCAGGGCUUUCGGGUGCGGGAGAAGGUCAGUUGGGGGGGCUGGGUGGUGCUGCUUUACCUGCAGCGCAGGCACUUGGCCAGCCCCUUCGCCCUGCCCCUCAGGGCCAUUGAAGGCUUCCGCGCCAAAGACGGAGGCCGCGAAGACGGCGUCGAGGUCUUCGACGACAUUUCUGCAAACCCUGCAGGCCCUCUUCUCUUCUUUUCCUUCGGCAGCACAGCGGGAGAGCCCGACGGCAGCGAAGACUCAAUUGCAGAUGUUCGGCUGCAGCUGGAGGUGCUGGGGGACCCCAGAGAAGGCUCCGGCGGCUCGGCCUUCAAGCCCGAGUGCUCCACUUUGCAGCAAGAAGGCUUUGCGCUGGAGAAGUCAAUUCCUUUUUCCCGCACUCUGUGGAUCCACGUGUGGGCCUCCAAGGGCCUCUUAGUGUACGAAGGCCCGCGGGGCUGCCCCGAGGGGCCUUCUGGGAAAAUGGACUACCGCUGCAGGCCGGCCCACACGGCGGACAGCAGCUCCGCUGUUGCUGCACAAAGAGCUGAGGGGAGCAGCGAGGCCCCGAAGCUGCCCUGCACGAACUUGGGGGGCCCUGGCUGCAGAGAGGAUGACGGCCUCUUCUGCCUGCAGCGGGAGUCCGUGAGCGUUUCGGAAGCAAAGGCGAGAAAUGCUGCAGCGCGGCAGUGUGAGUACGAGGGCGCGGGCCUCAAGCUGCAGCAGAGUGCGUGGCAGGCUUUCCAGGCAGCCCUGUGGUUCAUCCUGGUAGGCCCCGAUGACCCUGUUGCUGCGAGUGGCUCUCCGGUUGCUGCUGCUGCGCCGCUGCAGCGUGGCGGUCUCCAGUCCCCCCAAGCCAGCAGCAAGCUCCCUGGCGAGGCCCCCACAGCUUCAAGCCUGCACGGCACUCUGAGGCGCGAGGCCAUUGCUGUAGAGGCCUUGAAGCUGAUCUUCAGCACGCUGCAGCGGCUGGCGGAGCUGCAGGAACAGACUCUGCGGGAAAUGCACCGCAGCAACAGCCUGGGGAUUCGCAGCUGCGCGGACUACCCGCAGAUCUACCGCAACUUCUUGUGCGGGAUUUCCAGAGGAGAGGGAGACAGGUACAGCGACGAAGAGGGAGGCAGCGAUGUGGCUGCGGGCAGCCGGGGCACCAGCCGGGGCAGCAGCCUCGCUGAAGGGGACUCAGCACUGGCAGAAGAAGAAGACCAGAGCGUGCCCACGAGCCCACCAAUCCCCGAAAAGCUCUUGUUCACGGAAAGACUCAUCGACAGGAGCCUCUGCGUGCUGCUGCGCUGCGUCUGCGCCUCGCACUUCGCUGCACGGCUUUUCGUGCGGACUCUCAUUAUGGGCUUCAAGGGCCUCCCGACGCAGCUGGAAACCGUUUUGCGCACUUUGCCGGUGAAGACGCAUUUGUACAAACUGCUCACGGAGUGCACGCGGCGCAUGUCUGCAGCAGGAGUUGAAGACGAAACGCAACUUGCUGCCUUUUCCGCCAUGGAGCCCCCCCAGUUGUGGACUUGCCGCCAGCCCUUCUCACGAGAAGGCUCCGACUUGGCUUGCCGCCUCUUUCCGCCCCUCCAGGCUGUCAGUCUUGGCACUCUGCUGGAUGCCGCGGGGUCUCUGGUGCAGCUCCACGAGGACUCGUCCGAGCCUGCCCCUGCACAAGAGAAGCAGCCAUUUGGAGCCGAGGCAGACGCAGCAGCGCGGCCUCCUGAGGCCAGCAGCAGCAGCAGCAGCAGCAGCAGCAGCAGCAUGGGCGCGGCCGCCCCGGGACCGCAGACGCCGCUCCCGGCCCCGCAGGUGCAGGUUGUAGGGGCAGCCCCGACUGCGGGUUCAGCCCCGCAAGAGGGAGCCGUGCAGCAGAGCAGCAGCGCAGGGGACUCUUCGUCGCCUUUGGCAGCGGCGGGUCGGGGGGCCCCCUCCUCUGGGAGGCGGGAGGCCCCCGUGGGCGGGGCCCCCGUUGGAAGCGUGGGGGACAGCGUGUUUGACCCUCUGCCGCAGUCCGACGUGUUCCUGUGCGCAGUGCCCUCUGCAGACUUUCAGGCCGAAGUGCACGGGCGCACACUCCACGUGCUAAGGGCGCGGAACCUGGGGGGCGUGGCCUUGUGCCGGGCCCCGCUGACCUUCCCGGCGCUGCAGGUGGAGCCUGGGGAAGCAGCAGACGUCAUCGGCUUCCGAGUCUGGUCUGCAGGCCGUUUCGGAGUCACUGUGGCCCCCGCGGACUGCGUGUUGUCUGCGGCGCAAGACAUCUUCGACCGAAACGACGUGGUGGGCUUCCGCACCAGCAGCUGCCCGCCUUUCUGGGAAGACGUUUUCGCCACCACUGUGUCUUACCAGCCGGGGGACUACUUGAGCGUGAAGUUCUCAGUGGACAGCCAGACAAGUGGCCAGCGGUGCCUGCACACAGAGCUGCAUGUCUCUGGGGAGAGCAUUGGCUCUGUGUUGGAGGUCUACUAUGACCAGCACUCGCAGGUGGACCAGCCCAGGCGAAUGAACUUAGUCUUUGUCUUCCAAGACCCCCUCACUGUGGUCUACGGGGGCCCCGAGUUCACGCUGCAGUACGUCGACCCAGACGAAGACCGCCAAGCCGGCCCCUCGCAGGCCCCCAGGGAAGAAGCUGUCACUGGCGAGGCCCUAGCCCUCAAGCCCCCCUCGCAGCAAGUGCUUCGCUGGCUGCGGGUGCACCCCCUUGUGAGACAGAGUCUGGAGUUGUACCAGGCGGUCAUUCUGGCCUCGGAGCGGUCCCUGCUGGGGGAGCGGCGGAAGGUGCUGCAGCAAGUGGGGGACAUUUUGAACGAGGCUACCAUUUCUUUGAGCACUGCCUUCGAGUCCCUUUGCGCCAGUUACCACGAAAUCGUCAACGAAGGAGCCACUUCCAGGGGGACACUCGAGAGGGGGGGCAGCGUCCAGCUGCCCAUAAGCAAAAGAGUCCAAAGCAAACUCAUGCCCGCCGUCUCGAGCAGGGGCCCCCCGGCGGAGCAGCUGGAGGGGGCCGAGGCUGGAAAGCCCGAGGAGGGGCCCCCGGAGCCGAGGAGACAGACCAGCACUGGCCUGAGGCCCUGCCCAUACCAGCAGCAGCAAAGAGCAGCGCGGGCGCGGCUGGAGACCAUCCACGCCUGCAGACGGGGGGUUGCUGCGCUCGCAGUUAUUUGCUGCGACUCCACUGGCCGCGGGGAGCUGCAAGAAGUCCUCGCAGUGGCGGAGAGACAGAGACUUCCUGGCAGCACGGACCCCGACGGCAUCCACCCCUCUGCAACAAGUGCAGCAGCAAGUUCAAACAGUUCUCGAAAAGGAGACAGCGUGGGGUCUGGCGAGUCCGGCCUCAGCUUGCCGUGGCUUGUGAGCACUUCGCCUCUGAAGUUUUCUUCCGUCGUGGGACUGAGCCCUGAGGAGUGCGAGUCCAUGUUGAUCUCUCUGUCGGACCUCUUGACUUCACCAGUGGUCCAGGGGACUCUUCACCAGGUGGCUGUCGUGGGCAACUUGGUGGCCCCCAGCAAGGAGUGGGAGACAGUGCAGGCCUUGGCGGUGACUCUGGGAAGCAAGUCAAUAGUAGCUCUUUGUCUCGUUUUGAGAGUCAUGCUGCAGCAAACUCCCGACGGGGACCCCCCCUUGAGCCGGCGGGCUAUCAAGUGCAUCCAGAGGGUCUUUGCUUUCAUGGAGCAGUUCUGCUUCCUCACCUCGGGACUGGGGGCCCACCAAAUGGACCCUUUUGCAGACGAUGUUGCUGCUUCAGAGGAGACUGUCCCUGACCAGGGCCUCCCCUAUGCAGCCGGGGCCUCUCCGCCAGAAGUGGCCCCCUCGCGAGCCCCGCAGCCCCUGAAUGUGCGCUCGGCCAGCGUGCCAGACCUGCGCUCAGCCAUUGCUGCAUAUUCCCAGGGAGGCGAGGGGGGCCCCGCCCUUGGCAGCCCCGAAGUGGAGGAAGGGGCCCCUUCUCGGGCGGCAGAUUCGGAGGCGGGAAGCGCAGAAACGGAGGUGAAGUUGGACAAGAUGGCGCUCCUCUGUGGGGUCCCCGAGAGCAUUCUGAGCGCCGAGGGGCUCGGCUGUCCCAGCAUCUCCGGCCAGGCCGUCUUGGCGGCGGGGGAAACUGCCAAGGUCUGGAGGUGGGUCUACAAGAUCAACGAGGCCUGGAAUGAAGCAGUGGAGACAGCCAUAGAAACGGAGCUGUGCGGAGCCCCUGCUGUCCCUAACACAGAGGCCGACUGCUGUCCAGGACCCAGUGUGGGCGAGGCCGCGGGCUUGCAGCGAGUUGAACAACUAAUAGGGAGGGGCUGGGACUCUCGCAUCACCAGCUUGCUGCUCCUCAAGCCGAGGCAAGAAACUGGGAGCAUACAUUUGAGAGGCCCUGUAGAUGCGCGGGUGUUCAACUACGAGGGGGCUUGUUCCAUCUGGUCUAGCCGCAUGCUGCACCGAUUACUGGAGACCCCCUUGAGGUGGGCUCUGAGACGAGAUGCUCUUCACCUCCUCUGCAUUAUUGUCUCUCUCUGUCCCGAGAUGAUCAUGGAGCGCCUCUACAGGGGCAUCAAAGAGCCAUUGGCCUCGCGCUGCUCCGGCGAGUCGCGGAAGGGAGCGCCCCGUCCGAAGGCCCUCAACCUAAUUCGCCUUUUGCGCAUUUGCACGUAUUUCAUCAGCAGAGAGACAGAUGACAGUGUGCCUGACUACCAGCAGCCUUUCCGGUUUCACCUGGACUCAGACCCCACGAAGACGCUGCUGACCGAGCUGGACAGGUACAGCGUGGUGACUUGUUCUUUGUAUGGGUGGCAGCGGCUGAUGUAUCGGGCGGCCACGAAGUGGACGGACACAGAGUGUCUCAAAAGUCUGCACCGGAUGCUGCAGACGGAGCUUUUGUACCACCUGGUGGGGUCGGUGGCUCAGGUGGUGAGCAACGCCUCCGUUUCAAAGAGAACGCCCAAGUACUGCGCCCUGGCGCCCUCCGUGUACGUAAGCCACUGGCUGAUGGAUGGAUUCAUAAGACACCCGCUGUGCCCCGGGAGCAUCCGCCGGGCAAUUGUCAACCCCUUGAGCUACGCGGCGCUCUUUGGGCUGCUGAUCAAUGGAGUCAACUUGCCUCUGAAGCUCGGGCUCGACGCAGCCAGAAUGACCCACUGGAUGACUGCUCGCUUUGUUCCCGAUAUCUCCUUACUGAACGGCUUAUCUGCAGGUGCAGCUCCUGAGGGCUCUUCGGCCUUCGGCAGCGACAACAACCUCUUUUCCUACGAGAGGCUUAGUGAAGUCACAGGCGUCACCGCGCCGCCAUCAGGCGAGGCAUCUGCGGCGACUUCUAAAGCCGUUAAGACUGCAGUAGCGGCCGUUGGGUCGUUUGCACUUGCUGGCCCUUGUCGGCAGUUCUUGGGCUUUCUGCAGUGCUACUUCGACUGCAUUUGCUUCAUCAGCGCCUCGGUCUUUGACAACUUGGAGAAAGUCAACAACUGGCGGUCUGCCAGCCUGGACUGUUUCUGCGCAACAGAUCUCAACAGAGUCCACGUGCGGUACAGAAUCAACUGCAGCCUGCUGACCCACUACCUAGCCAACGCCUGCGUGUCUAUCCUGAAGGCGGACAGGUGGGGCUCUGUCACCUGGGUAGAGCACACGAGUGUUCCUGUGCUCGCGGAUCUUGCCUCUUACCUCAUGGCUGCUGAGUGCGUCGCCAGAGUCUCGUGCUUCAGUGCCCAGGCGCCGCCUGCGCCCCUGGCGGCGUACGCGGCUUCCAGCAGAGGGGAAGGCCAGUCUCAAGAGGCGGCGCCGGCAAACAGCGGCGGCGGCGAAGACACAGCUUGCUUUGCCAGUGCAGCUUUCUCGGCCUCUGCGAGUGACCCUGGGCACUUGGGCUUCUCUCAGCCUUUCAUCAGAGCAGUCCAGGCUUUGCCGGUUUCCGUGGCUUUUGCUGAGCCGGUCAGCUGCACCCGCGCUGUGGGGAGCGUCGAAACCUUUCCCGGGGCCCGUUUGGAGUUGAAUUUGGAGCCACUGGAGGAGGGCCAUCAGCAGGGCACUGACGGUGAGCCUCAAUCUCGGGAAGAGAGAAGCGGGGUGGUCCCGGGCAGCAGCCAGGCAUGGGAGCUCAGGAAGACUCCACGGCUUCUCGUCGCCUUGGAUCGAAACCUUGAGUACUUGGUGGGAGAAAGCGGCAACCUAACCGAAACGCCAGAGUGGAUAUGCGUAGCAGCGUGCAACAGCGCAGGCCAGGGCAAGGAUAACUUGAGGAUGACACUUCUGCAAGCACCCCAGGAAGAUGGCAAAAGAAGCUUUGGCGGCCGGACCCGUUUGGAGGUUUCAAACCUGCACGGCACCUCAGGGGGCUCUAGCUACGCCUGCAGCAGCGUUCCUUUGCAGUGCGGCAGCUCUUCCGCCUCCUGCAUCAUUUCCUUAGCAGUGCGUUCUGCCGGAAAUGACAGCUGCAGUUUAAAAACCAUUGAAGAUGGUGCCCCCCUGGGCCGGAUCUUCAUUGGGGCUGUGGAUUGCAAGCACUGGGGCCGUCUGUUGGAGGGGACUUGGGAUGGAGUCUCAGACGCAACACUGGUGCAGCUUACUGCAAGGGAGCUCAGAUCUUCCUUCCACCCAGAGAUGCCAAGCCGCCACUGGGGGCCGCAAAGCCAGCGAGUCCGCAAGAGUCGACCGUUGCUGGCCGUCUUGCUGGGGAUGCACGGAGACUCUGAAAAGACUUCUCGAGCCCCUCAUAAACAAGACGGCCUGGGGCUUAUGGCUCAGCCGCACAGGCUAAACUUCGUGCUGCGGGCGGUUGGGCGCCACUUGCUGUGGUUUGCGGAAGACCAUCUCGUCGCUGCGCAGAUGCUGCCGCCAUCAUGCACUGCUGUUGUGCCUGUGCUUGUCAUAGAGGAAACUGCUGAGUUCUGUGCCUCUCCUAGGAUCUGCUCUCUUUGGGAGGGACUUGUCUUGACGGCCACGUUGUCCUCAGUUUCUUGCCGGCCCGUCACUGUUCCCACGAACGAAGUCUUCUAUUGUCUCGAGGCCGCGCCCGCCGACACUCCUGUUCGCCUGCUGAAUCCCUUUGGAAUCCAGUCUGGCAGGCCGGAGGGUUUGACAGCAGCAGGAACAGACUCAGAAGCGUCUGCAAUAUUGUUCCAUUCGCGAGCUAGUGGGGAUUCCAGGGGUCCACCAGACAGGGCGGAGGACUCUGGGUUAUUCAGACUAAAUUUCGCUCCCAGUUUCGCAGCGGGGGUUACCUCUGCCCCUUUAGACACAUCAGGCAGCAGCAACUCUCUGAGCAGCACGUGGCGCGUCUUGGCACUUCACCCAAAAAUCCGAGGAGGAGUCAGUGUGCGGCUCCCUGUUGGGGCACCCUCAACUUACUCGUCGUCUGUGUGGAAGUGGGUGCGGCGGCCUGACUCAAGCCGGGUUCCCACAGAGGAAGGCCUCAGCGAGUUUCCCUUAGAAGACCUGGAGGCCGCGAGGGCUGUGGCGUCCACUGGCCAAUGUACGACGGACUCCUGGGAUGUUGGCAUCACAGCGGACUCCCGCCAGAUUAGCUCCGUCACCGCCUUCGGGGACCUGACAAGCGGACAAGGGGACCCCCCCACCGCUCAGCAGCUGGGGACUCCUGCUGCUCCCGCUGCAGCAACCACAAGAGCAGUGCUUUCGCCGGCUCCCAUAGUGGGCCCUCGGCCUGCCCGAGGGUCUCCCUGCACUCUCAGCACCCGCCAGCAAGGCCUUCCCAGCAGCGUGAGGACAGAGCCGCAGGACUGUGGCUUUGCAGGGGCCCCGCUGGACGUGGGCACUGUUCAUCCAGCGCUGCCUUUCCGCGUGCAGUUUAAGGGAAACUGCUGGGCAGGAAGAGCAGCAGGGCCGCAGAUGGUGGGAAUUGUCUGGGGCUACUGCCGUUGGCUCUGGUUUUCUAACGGCCGGCUCUCUUGCCCUAUAGAUUUGCCGCUAGGGGAGCUCAUGCGGUCGCAUGCUGGAGGACCUCCUCAAGUCAGUCGGGGCCCAAAGAUCCCUACAGAAGGCUGGAGAGAGAUACAACUGAGUCGGGGAGUCUCGGGCUUUACCACCAGGGACACGUUAGAGAUCGAGUUCCAGCCAGCCAUUCCGGCGCUUCUCUUCAAGAAGAACGACGUCUACCAAUUCGGCUUCAAUUUCGAUAAGUUCUACCAAUGGGCGCCAAGCCGUGCUGCCCGCUCUCUACAGCAUCAACAACACCUUGUGCAGCAACAGCAGCAGGUAUUAAUGCAGCAGCAACAACAGCUACAGCAGCCACAACAGCAACAGCAACAGCAACAGCAGCUACAACAGCAGCAGCAGCAACAACAGCUGCUGCAGCUUGCCGGGAGCCCUUCAGCCAAGGACAGAGAAACAGUGUAUUUUCCUCCCGUGCGAACGAGAAGCACUGAGUUGGUCUCAACAUGUAACACAGGGGGCUUCAGGAACUUCACGUUUACUAGUACCCCAUCUUCAGCUCGACUCUCGGACUCGCAUCAGGGGACUGUGCAUGCGCUUUUCCAAGCUAUUAAAGAGAGGAACCUGCGGUGGCUCUCCACCUUUUUUUCACAGUACCCAGACUGGCUCGAAACGCAGGAUGCAGCAGCCACCCCGGGCAGCUGCACAUUUGGCUCUCUGGAGCAGCAGAUGUUCGUAUGGGCUAAUGGCAGCAGCAGCACCAGUACCGGCAGCAACGCCCAGUGGCAAAGCGAGCAGCUGCAGCAGCACAUCUCGGCAGUGUAUGGAGAGUAUGAGAACGACACGCCCCUGAAACUCGCAAUAAAGAAAGGCUAUGCAGAUGUUGUUCAGGUGCUGAUUGAGGCAGGAGGCUGCAACCCGGAUGGGGUGGGAGACGGCAGCGAGAGGGUGACUCCGCUGAUGUUGGCUGCUGAGCUGGGCCAGGAUUUAAUUGUCUCAAUGCUUGUGUGCAACUAUGGGCUUAACAUAAACCGCAGGGACGCAGAAGGAAACUGCGUGCUCCACAGAGUGGCUCUCAGGGCUGCUGGGCAGCCCCUCUCAGGAGGAAGACUUGGCUCAGCGGUGCCGGCCUACAGACGCAGCUACUACAACACAAUUAAGCUGCUGCUCUCUCUCGGGGCGGACUGUUCUCUGAAGAACGACGCGGGCCUUACCCCCGUGGAACUCAUCGGUUCCAAAGGUGACGGCUUCCAGGAGGGGCUAGAGGCGCUGGCGAGACUGUUACGUUACGCUGCGCUUACAGCUCAGCUGCAGCAACUGAGCCUUGCGGCAAGUGCCACGCCAAACUUUCCGAAGUUUGGCGGGGCUUUCCCAAAGGUCAGAGGGGCGGAAGCAUGCAUUCCGUGGAGGUGGGGCUCGCUGCUCGCGAACUGCACUGUGGUGGUUGGGGGAGUUGAUGAGGUGGCAUUCGGCAUCCACAGUUUGUACAUUGACGGCGAGCGUCGCGAUGCGCAAAUGAACGAAUCCGAAAGGUCGCCUCGCAUGGCAGCAGAGUGGCUUUGCGGGACUUCUUAUGCGCCUUCGCCUAAGACAGGGCGGCCUUCGAGUAUCCCUCGGUCUUCUGCGGAAAUGCGGGGUCAAGAGACUCGAGGGCAGGUGGACGUGCGAAAGUUACCUGCGCUGAAGCCCUCUUCGCAGCCAUCGAGAAGCAACACUGGGGAUAGCGUAGAACUGCCAGGCAUGGGUCAUUCCACUAGAGCAGGCAGGACCUCAACGAGCCUGGUCUUGAAUGGCUCAGCGUUGGGGACUCAGGCUCACCCCCGUUUCUUCGGUGGUCCAUCAGGAGCGAUAGAUGGCAACUUCGGCUUACGGACUUCUUCAGGUUCUAAUUGUGUCCAAGUGCCUUCCUCGCUCUUGCGGCCCGUAGAUGGCAACUUGCCCUUGGCAAAUGCUGAUGUGCGGACAUUGCUGCAACAGCUUCUGGUGUGGGGCCUCGACCUGAAUGGGGACUUGACGGACCCCGCUUGCCCAGAAGGCCAGCCAGCUCCUCUCCGCCCCCCCUUGCCGGCCCUCUCUGGGUCUCUUCUGCGCAGCAUUUCCGUGGCGGAGGACUUUGGAUCUCUUCAGAAAGUGUUUGUGGCAAUCCUAAGGAGACUACAGGUUCUGGAAGAGCACCAGACAACAGAACAACGCAUGCAACCUGGGCAGCAACAAGCAAGUGCUUCGCCUCGAGGCCCACGCGCCGUCCCUGCAGUUCCCCGGAGAUCUGACGGCUCCCGUCACCGAUACAACAGGGGCCGGCAAGCUCCCACUUCUUCGCAGAGCAAUGGUCUUCAGCGCCUCGUUGCAUGCGCCGAGGCUGCUGAGAGCGUUGGAGACCUCAUUAGUCUGCUUCUGCCUCUCGAUACAGCCGCCGCAAAGAUAGAGGGAUGCACUCGCCGGGGUUGGGUCGAUGGAGUACAGCGGCACAUGUGGCGCCAGAAAGUUGCCAGAGAUUCAGGUUAUCAAAUAGCCUUGGGAGGACCAGGAGGCCUUGUGUGGACGCCAGACAUGCAGCUGUUCGAGGAAGUCACGGGCAUGCAAGUGCAUGAGGUUCCUUCGCUGUUACUUCAGGAAGGAGUUUCUACUGGGAGCUUGGGCAUGUUGAUGGUGAGAUCUGUUCUAGACGCGGACGAUGUUAUCCUGCAAGCAGUCAUGCGCAUUUGGCCACCGAAGUUUGACAUCUGGCUUAGGCAGUUGCUCGACGUAUUUGACGGCCUGGAAGAGGGCAGAAGUGUGCCCCAACCAGAUAAGCACAUGCGCAUCGCAGCUCUCAUCUGGAAGGCAGACAAGGAUCGCGACAGCUUCUUAGCUUUAGACAGCAGUUGCGGCUCCCCAGGAAAGAAGCGGGAUUCUUUAGAAGAGAUCGAGCAGGCUGCCGCACUCAAAAAACAAGUUCUUGCCCUUAUCAGCGAAGCCUCGUGCGGUGUGACUCCCGCCUCAUCCGUCGAGGUGCUACUGCAGCAGGUCAUUGGCUUGAGAUUACGGCUACUGGAACAUUUAUGUUCCUGUGCCAGUGGCGCUGUGCCCAUCAUCGCACCGGUUUUCAACAUCCCCAAGCUACCUUUAGAUUACUAUGGAUUACUGACGGCUCAUUCUGGCGUGAGCUUCCUCCGAGGCACCAUUCCGACUCGUCUGGGGGACGGCAGCUUAGGGGUUACAGAGCUGCCAAAGCGACGGUCAUACAGCAGCAGCAAAAUGGUGUUGCAGGUGGGCCCAUCCGACUUGCCUAUAGAAAUGAGCGCCUACCUCUUCCUUCGUCCGCUACUGACAAAUCUGACAUCCAGCACUUUGUGGCGCAACAUCAUAGAAAAGCUAGGAUAUUCAGGCCGCGAGCAGCCCUCUUUGAAGCUGGACCGGGGCCAAGCAGCUACAGCGAAGGUCUUGGCGCACACUCUCUGGUACCAGGCCACUGUGCAGCUCCUUUCGGCAGCAGCAAGCCCGUGCAAACUUAGAGCUAGACCUGGAGAGAGACCUUUUCUGGUAGUUUUUCGAGGAGAAGGAGCAACAGAUUUUGGCGGCCCCUUUCAAGAGUUCCUUUCCGGAGUAGCUAAUGAGGUCAUGGGUCCCCUGGCGGAAUCUCCCGAUGAGCUUCUCCCCACCUUUCUUGCAUGCCUGCCGUCCUUUAACUCUACGCAUGCCAUUGGGCCCCAUCAGGACUCCGUAGUGCUCCGCCCUGAUCCAUCUGCACCGCUUCCAGACCCUUUGGUCUCCGUCUCAGACCUGCUACCACCAGCGCUACCCGAUACCUCUGGAGGAAAUAAUGGUUCGCCAAGUUGCGCGGAAGUCUCACCAGAUCCAGUCACGCAGGAACCAGCCCAGUCUGUGGGCUCGCAACCGGAUCGCAGCUCACAUGCUGAAUUCGGCGAGGAUCAGCAGAGUAUCCGCAGCAAUUUAAGUAAUGCUCAUUCCAGCCCCCCGCAAGGACGACUUCGCCGACAGUUGCACAUUGACAGCCUUUGGACAUCUGACACCAUUUUGGGUGCUCUUCCUUCCCCGGCGCGGCGUGUUCUUCCUCGAGGUCAUCGGGCUGAAGAUGGAGGGCUCCCGGAUAGAAUUCCUCAGGAGGAUCCAUUCCAAGCUGCGGUGUCUCGCCGUGAAGAAAUGCAAGCAGCGCCCACACCUUUGAACGCAAAUGGGACGCUUUCUAGGGUAGAGGAAGACACCGUAACUGAAGAAACCAUGUACAUUCUCAUGUACGAAGCUCUCGGCCGUCUUAUGGCCAUGUGCUUCUGCAUCGGGAGUGCAUUCAACGUUACAUUGAACCCUCUUCUGUGGAAGAAGCUGGUCGCCGCACCGCUGACUAUUGACGAUCUGGCUGACUCUGACUGCGUGGCCGUUGAAAUGAUCCGUUCGCUUCGGCGCAUGGCCGCGGUGCCGCCGCAGUACUGGGACUCCACAAUGGAGGCGUCGCUAUCAGACAUGACGUUUAGCACAGAAGAUACUCUAGGCAGGUCUUUUGAGCUGGUUGAAGGUGGAGCGAAUAUCCCUGUCGACGCAUUUAACCUGGUUACUUUCAUUCGCCUCUCAGAGCGGUUCCGCUUGCUUGAAGGGACGGAAGGUGUUGAAGCCAUUCUGCGAGGCAUUGCAGCAGUUUUGCCCCUAGGUCGACUGCGACUGCUUUUUGACUGGAGGCGACUGGAGCAUCGUGUGUGCGGGGACCGCAAGGUGGACGUUGCCAAGCUCAAAGAGCACACGGAGUGCUCAUCUGAAAGACUAAAAGGACAACUUUUUGAAAUACUCGAGUCAUUUGUGUGCGGUCGCUCGCGCCUACCAACCUCAAGCAAUGAAUGGCGCAUGACUGUGGACUACGAAAAUCCCGACCAGCGCCUCCCCGCCAUCAACGACAACCGGCUGCCAACUGCUGCCACCUGCAGCUUCCGCCUGGUCGUGCCGCUGUAUUCUUCAGUGAGUGUCAUGCGCGAACGCCUCCUCUAUGCUAUCAACAACUGCACUGCCAUUGACCUAGACGCUGUCGUAGUUCACGAACAAAUGCAGUUGAUGUAUGAUGACUAA
This is a messenger RNA of Eimeria necatrix, 23016 nucleotides long. RefSeq names its product HECT-domain (Ubiquitin-transferase) containing protein , related. Gene Ontology annotation, molecular function: protein binding; ubiquitin-protein transferase activity. The transcript is spliced from 9 exons. The coding region runs from base 1 to 23016 and encodes 7671 amino acids. The record is from RefSeq and is a predicted model, not a curated record. NCBI's taxonomy places the organism in Eukaryota, Apicomplexa, Conoidasida, Eucoccidiorida, Eimeriidae. Gene Ontology annotation, cellular component: cytoplasm.